AUGCCUCACCACUUAACCCAUGUCGAGCCGCUGAACCCAUGUCAAGUCGUUGUUGUAUAUGUCGAGCCGCUGCACAUCGCCGUCUCCUCCUAUUCAACGUCGUCUUCAUGGUCAACCACUUGUCGAGCGAACCAGUACAACGCCACGAGUCGUCUACGUCGUCAUCAGGCAAGACCUUUGCCUGCGGGCAUACACCUGCCGUCCUGUAGGGUAGUCUUAGAUGGGCAGAAAAGAGGUAUUUUCGUCUCACCGAAAGGUGUUCUUGUGCAUGCUCGUUCCGUUGGAUUGUCUCUUAUUAUAUGGGUCGGAGCAGCAAUUUUGGCUAGUCUUACCGCUAUAAACUACAUUGAGCUUGGUACAAGUAUUCCUGAGUCGGGAGCAGAGUUCGCCUACGUCACAUUUGUAGGGUGGGACCCUAUAGCUUUCUCGUUUCUUUGGUUAUCAACUCUCGUGCAAAGUUCUUCCUCUGCAGCAACUUUGGCACUGACGUUUGGCGAAUAUAUUAUGGUGGCCAUAGAUCCGCUAGUUUGUACGAGUGAUGUGAAUCACAGGUUCGCCGUGCUGCUACUUGCGUAUGGUCUCUUAUUAUUCACGGCACUUAUGAACAUGUUCUCUCUGAGUAAAAUCGCUGCGCGAAUACAAAUGGCAAGCAUGGUUGCCAAGAUUGCCGCACUCAUCAUCAUUAUUGUUAUUGGACUGUACUGCAUGAUCUUUAAAGGAGACACUCAACACUUCAGCAAAGACUACGCGUUUGAAGGCAGUAAUUGGUCACCGGCUCAAAUCGUGCUGGCCUUGUAUCAGGGUAAUUGGGCUUAUGCAGGAUACACUAUACUCAAUUAUGGCAUGGAAGAUGUCCAGAUAAAGAAUUUUAAAAGGACAGUUCCGCUGGCAGUCGUAAGUGGUUUGUUAAUCACUGCUGCUGUGUAUGUGCUUACCAAUGUGGCAUAUUUUUCUGUCCUUACCCCACAGCAAAUUCUCAACUCGACUGCAGUUGCAACGACAUUCUCUCAAGAGACUGUGGGCUCAUUUUCAUAUGUUAUGCCAGCACUCAUUGCUGUUCUUAUGAUAGGAAGCAGCAACGCUGAAAUAUUUGCAUGGAGUAGGUACAUACAAGCUGGUGCACGCCGAGGGAUGAUGCCCACUAUGUUUGCUUUAAUUCACCCUGACAAUGACAGUCCACGCGUAGCUGUUCUGUUCCACGUACUGCUUUCAAUGGCUUUCUGCCUAAUUGGAAAUGUUUAUGAAUUGGUGAACUACGUAACAGUGAUUGCUCUACUAACCACCAUGUUCUCAGUUGGAGCUCUAUCUUACAUCAAAUGGAAAAAGAUGCCCGUUAGCGUCAAUGCAGUUAAGUUUUCGAUCUUCUGGCCGAUUCUCAAUUUUGUAGUAAAUAUCGCUCUAUUGGUUAUUCCCAUAGUUGUUGAGCCCGUCAAGUCUGCAAUUGGAUUUGGACUUUUCAUCCUAGGGAUAGUGGUUUACUUUCUACUUGUCCGGCCAAAAAGGAAAAUACCAUUGCUGAUGAAACUCAACGCCCUUUCAACAUUCGUCUGUCAACAGAUUUUCUGGACGGUUGUUGAAGCAGCACCAACAUAUGAAAAAGAACGCGACUCGACGGUCUCUGAAAAAGAUACCAGUACACCUGUAGAUAACCAAACUAGUAGGAAAAUCACAGACACAGCAUCCAGUAUCACCUCCAGUAAAUUAUCUAGAAGAUCGACGAACGUCAUUCACGACUCGUCAGCAAUAAAACUAUAA
Messenger RNA from Necator americanus (New World hookworm), 1755 nucleotides. RefSeq lists its product as uncharacterized. The coding region runs from base 1 to 1755 and encodes 584 amino acids. Gene Ontology annotation, biological process: amino acid transmembrane transport. The transcript is spliced from 14 exons. The record is from RefSeq and is a predicted model, not a curated record. NCBI's taxonomy places the organism in Eukaryota, Metazoa, Nematoda, Chromadorea, Rhabditida, Ancylostomatidae. Gene Ontology annotation, cellular component: membrane. Gene Ontology annotation, molecular function: L-amino acid transmembrane transporter activity.